AUGUCUAAGAUACACGAAUACUUUAAACGCAAGUCUAAGGGCUAUUAUUGUUUAUGGGGAAGCGUCAAUCAAGAAAAAGCAAGGGGUUCUAGUUCUUCGCUCAGCGUGCUGGGCACAUAUGAUCUCUUCGGUUGUCUGAUAUUUUCGCUGAUCAGAUGGGAUGGGAAAUUGAGUGGGAAUCAUGACUUGCAAGAUGAUCGACCUGAUUAUAAAGAAGCAAAGAAGGAACGUAUACAGGUCAAAGCGGGAUCUUCAAUUUUUUUUUCACAAUCCAACAUUCAUUGGAAAUUCCGUG
Funneliformis geosporum is the source of this 295-nucleotide messenger RNA. The record is from the annotation of a GenBank genome assembly. NCBI's taxonomy places the organism in Eukaryota, Fungi, Glomeromycota, Glomeromycetes, Glomerales, Glomeraceae.